Messenger RNA from Balaenoptera acutorostrata (minke whale), 2097 nucleotides. RefSeq names its product NUT family member 2G-like. Lineage: Eukaryota; Metazoa; Chordata; Mammalia; Artiodactyla; Balaenopteridae. The coding region runs from base 58 to 2097 and encodes 679 amino acids. The transcript has 8 exons. The record is from RefSeq and is a predicted model, not a curated record.
CUUGACUUUUCUCAUUGAGGCUACCAGGCAGCAGUAGUCCGUGCCCAAGCCUGCAGGAUGGCUUCAGAAGGAGCAUCUCCAGUGCUGGGAACGGAUGUGACCAUGAACCCCGGUGCCUCCUUGUCUACUUUCACGGCAGUGCCCUUCCCUCCACCCAUUCCUGGCGCCCAGCACCGGCCACCCUGGCAGCAGCACUUGCCACCUCCCAUCACCCCAGCAUUCCCUCCUGGCAGCAGCCUGCUGCUGCCAGCUUUCCCCAGGACGCCUUUGGUGGCUAAUGGUGGCCAUGGCCCCAGUGCCCCUGGGGCUUGCAACCUCACUGUCCAAGUCAGGUCACAAGGGAGGCCAGUGGAGGCCCCCCAGGCUCAGACCUUUGUCGUUGCUCAGGCCCCCCUCAACUGGAGCGCUCCAGGGGCCCUCAGCAGGAGUGCUGCAUGUCCUGCACCCGUAUUCAUAGCAACCCCUGUGAUGGGGACUGUUGCGACUGCUCCAGCUGUUGGAGUUAGUCAGGCUGGCAAGGGAGGCUGGACCCCAGGCUUUCCUCCUCAAGCUCCACCACCAGCUGCCCAGCUGGCCCCUAUCAUUCGCCCAGUGAACUCUGGGCCAUGGCCACAUGGCGCUUCCAGGGAGGGCCGCCUGGCCACCAACCAGUCCAACGCCUCGCAGGACGGCUCCUCUAACACCCAGAGCGUGUACAGUAACUUCCGACGUUGGCAGCACCUCAAGCCCCUGGCCCGGAGACACUUUCACCGGAGUCCUGAUGCAGAAGCUUUUUCUUGCUUUCUCAUCCCAGUGCUUCGAUCCCUGGCCCGCCUGAAUCCCAACAUGCCGCUGGAGGAGGGACUGCGGAGGGCCGUGCAGGAAUGGCGGCGCAUAAGCAACCUUGACCGGAUGAUCUACUACAAGAUGGCGGAAAAGUUCAUGGAAUUUGCGGCCGAGGAGGAGAUGCACAUUCAGCAUUCGCAGUGGAUGCAGUGCGCGCAGGACCUGCCUCCUUCAGCCCUACCGAAGCUGGAUCCUCGGGGGCCCCCAGCCCCGCCACACAGAUCCCAGCGGACCCCGGAGCCCAAGGCACCCAAGGAGAUUCCCCCUGAGGCUGUGAGGGAGUAUGUGGACAUCAUGGAGGCGCUGGUGGGGCCCGUCCACUCAGCCACUGGCGAGUCAGUUGCAGAAUGUGGAGAGGAUGGAAAUGAGCUGAAGCAGGAAGAGGACAGCACCUACUUGGACCCGGGUCUCUUGAGCUACAUUGACAAGCUGUGUUCCCAGGAAGACUUUGUCACCAUGGUGGAGGCAGUCAUUCACCCUCGAUUCCUGGCAGAAUUGCUUUCCCCAGACCCACAGCUGGAUCUCUUGGCCCUUGCUGAAGAGCUGGAGCAGGAGGAAGGACUCACCCCUGAAGAACUGGUGCAGAAACGACUCCUGGACUUGAAAGAGGACGAGGGUGGGCCGGCAGCCCCGAGCCACAGUGCACCCGGAAUGGGCUCAAGUCCAUCUGAGGCCCACGCCGGCCAAGACACUGGCCCGUUCGGGCCCAAAGUCUUUGUUUCCUCUCGAGGACGUCAGGAGGUCUCUCCAUUCCGGGCCGGACGGCCCUCCCCUCCCCAGGGUCAAAGGCGCACUGGCCCUCUACUGGGACCCAGGGAUGCGUCUGUUCUCAGAGAAGCGUCUCCUGUUCGGGAGGCCCGAGGGCCCAGGGACACGUCCAGUGAGGACGAGGAGGAGCUCCCCAGCCUGGCCUUCCUCUUGGCCUCUCCGCAGAGCCUGCUGCCUUGCUGGCUGUCCCAGAGUCCUGCCCCUGCCUCAGGCCUGGCCUCCCCUGGAGGUUGGGGGGCCCAGAGUGCUCCCCAGGCCCCCUCCCCUCGGAGAAGAGGCCCCAGCCCAGCUCCACCAGCCGCUCCCAAGUCGAGGAAGCGGGCUCUGUGUGGGCGCCCAGCCGCUGCUGAGAAGCUGCCCAUCCCCGGGCCUGGCCACGGGGUCUCUGCGAGGCCAGCCUUGGCUCUGGGCCUGGCUCGCCCCUCACAGCCGAGAAAGAGAAAGCGUGACCCUUUUGUCACAGGGAAAAGGAGGAAGAAGCAGAGGAAGCACUGUAGCCAGUAG